This is a messenger RNA of Cladocopium goreaui, 2469 nucleotides long. Lineage: Eukaryota; Dinophyceae; Suessiales; Symbiodiniaceae. The record is from the annotation of a GenBank genome assembly.
AUGUCAGCCGCCCACGCCGCAAGUCGUGCGGAAAAUGCUGUUACGCAGUCGUCCCAAGAGGGAAAGUUCACUUUCUUGAUGUUCUUUCGCCAGAAAGAUGCAACCACAGACGCCAUGGCUGAUUCACUCAAGCAGAAUCUGGCCGACAGGGCGGAGGCAGCCACCAUCACGUAUGUGCAUGUUGGAGACCCAGCCGAACAAGCUCUAGUUCGCAAAUACGGGGUCGCUCGGGCCCCCAUGCCACUAACCAUCGCGCUGGCCCCCAAUGGUGCCAUUACUGCCAUCAGUCCCCGCCGUAUCGACGCGGCCAAGGUGAUUGAAGCUUUUGUAAGCCCUGCGAGUGCUGACUCGCUUAAGGCACUCCAGGCUCAAAAGUUGGUGUUCAUCGCUGUGCAAGAUGCUUACCACAGCGGUGAACCGAGCGCGAUCCAAGGCUUUGAGCAAGACCCUCAUUUCAAUCAACGCAUGGCCGUUGUCUCGCUGAAUACGUCCGACCCCAACGAACAGGGAUAUCUGGAAGACCUUCAACUCGGCACAGAUGCAUCCACUCGACCGGCCUUGGUGGUGCUCGCUCCUCCGGGAGUGGUGGUGGGCAAGUUCGCCGCCUCGGCCACGAAGAAUGAAAUCGCGGCCGCAAUCGCAAAGGCGGGAAAAUGCUGCGACGACCCAAAUUGCAAACCCACGGCCCUACUGACUGCCGCGGUGGCAAUUGUCUUAAGCGUGGCAGCGCUGAUCGCUAUUCGGCACAUCACAACGUUUUCUGAGCACGCGGUUGCUGGCCAGCUUGAGCAGUUGGGCGCCAAUAUCCUGAUUCUGCCCCAGGAAAGCACGCUUCAGAACUACUACGCGGCCGAUCUGACCGAACGCACACUCCCCGAAAGCCACGUCUUCACCAUUCUCUUGGAAGGUCUACCCGGGGUUGAGCAAUUAUCGCCAAGGCUUUGCGUAACUACAGAGGUGCAAGAUCGGGAAGUAACGCUCACCGGAAUCUUGCCGCAGAGCGAGUUCGAGGCCAGCGCCGCCUGGCAAUCCGUGGGAAUGUUCAACGACGAGCCCACGGGAUGCGGCCGAGCGAGUUGUGGAGCCAAGCAACUCGAUCAAUCGAAGGAGGCCCUCACCUCUCAGCGAGCCAUUGCCGAAUUGGCCGAUGAUGAGGUGGUCUUGGGUUCCGAUGUCGGUGAGAUAACCGGCUUGGUCGCAGGGCAACGGAUCAAACUUCACGGAGAACUGUUCAACAUCAGUGCCGUGCUGCCUUCUACUGGGACCGUGGACGACAGUCGUGUCUAUGCCCAUCUUCACACCGUGCAGCGACUGACGAAUGCCGGAGAAGUCGUCAAUGCCAUCGAGGUGAUUGGCUGCUGUGACGAUGCGGCCACGGAUCUAGUUCCGAAACUAUCCAGUCUGUUGCCCGACGCCAAAGUGGUCACCAUCUCUCAAAUCGUGGCCACCCAAGUAGGUGUGAACAAACUCCUACAGCAGAUCUCCGUGGUGGUCUUCGUAGUGUUGGUGGUGAUGGGCGGUGCAACCGUCGCUGGAACCAUUUCGGCCAACGUACGUGAGCGUCGUCGAGAGGUCGGCACCCUCAUGGCGAUCGGUGCAACACCUCGCCUGGUGACCUGGGUAUUCUUGUUGAAGGCCCUCUGGCUUGGCAUCGGCGGAGCUCUGUUAGGGGCAGUUCUCGGAGUGCUGACCGCCGUGAUAUUCGGGGGGGAUUGGGCCGGAUUGGCGAUUACACCAUUGCCUGGGUUGAUUGCCGGCGGGGUCGCGGCAGCCAUCGUAGUGACUGCGUGUGCAGCCUACUUGCCCGCCCGUCACGCCGCCAAACUGGUGCUCGCCUUUCAGGCAGAUCGACUGGAUAUCGCAUCGGGCGAAUACCUGGCAGUCGUUGGGCCCAGUGGAAGCGGGAAAACCACCUUGCUCUCGAUUCUAGGCGGGAUGCUUUCUCCGGAUGAGGGGCAAGUGCUUCUCGAGAACGUCGACCUAUACGGGCUCGAUCCGAUCGAACGCACCGAGCUUCGCCGGCAGCGAAUUGGCUUUGUGUUUCAGACUUUCAACCUGCUGCCCUACCUGAGUGCCGUAGAGAAUGUUCAGGUGCCCAUGUUUUUGGCCGGGGUUAUUCCCUCGGCUCAGCAGGAACGUGCCACAGAGUUGCUCGAACAACUCGGGCUUGGCAACCGACUGCAUCACAAACCCUGCGAACUGAGUACCGGCCAACAACAACGGGUUGCGCUUGCCCGAACUCUAAGCAAUAACCCCAAAGUGAUUCUGGCCGAUGAACCGACGGGAAACCUAGACCCCGAGAGUCGGGAGCACAUCCUCGAUCUGUUCGAUGGUUUCGUCGCCCAGGGACGCACGAUCGUGAUGGUGACUCACGAUACCAGUGCCGCGAAAAGAGCGGGUCGUUCGGUCCGUCUCGUCGAGGGAAAAAUCACCUCGGCAUCGUCCACAAAUACUCGAGUUGCGGCGUAG